AUGAGGAUCCUAUUUAAGCGCCAGAAGAGAAUACCGGGGAUUCGGUACUUCUCAUCAGGAAAUAAACAAAAGGAAGAAGUGAGGAAAACCAUUCUGUAUGACGUGCACAAAAAGAACAACGCGAUUUUCAAAAUCCACAAUGGGUACUACAUUCCAAAUGAAUACAAAGACUAUACGUUGAUAACAUCUCAUUUACACACGAGAUCAAGCUGUUCACUUUUUGAUUACACAUACAGACCAAUUUUAAAAAUAAGUGGGACAGAUAAAAUAAACUUUUUAGAAAAGUACGUGGGUAGCGAUAUAAAAGGAUUGUGGGAAAAUGAAUGUAGAAUAAGUUUGUUGCUAAACGAAAAAGGAGGAAUCAUAGAUGACAUAGUCAUUAUACUAAGGGAAAAUCAUUUGUUACUAUAUUUUAAUAUACAGUGCAAGAAAAAGGUGUUUAAAUACCUAAACGAAAAGCUUUUGGAGAAUACCAAACUGGAUGUGAAAAUAGAGGAGUACAAUUCUCAUAGUUCAAUAUGUAUUCAGGGGAGCAAAUCCGCCAACGUGUUGAAUGAAAUAAUAGAGGAUGAUACCUACUUGGAAAAUUGUAGUUUUAUGUCAAGUAAUAUUACCAAGUUGAAUAAUAUAGAGGGGUGUGUACUAAAUAGGUAUACCUGUACAGGUGAAGACGGCUUUGAUAUUUUAGUACCAAAUAAUCACGUAGAAAAAUUGUACGAAUGCAUUUUAAGCAACCCUUUGGUAAAACCAGGUGGAUUGGAAGUUCUGAAUACACUGAGAUUGGAAAGUGGAUUUUGUGUGUAUGGAAAAGAUAUCAAUGAAAAUUUGACCCCCAUUGAAUCGAAUUAUAAAUGGGUUCUAGGUCAGAGAAGACUCAAGGAAUUAGAUUUCAAUGGUGCACAUAUUAUAAUGAACCAAAUUAAAAACGGUACAACUAUUAAGCGAGUUGGGCUAAUCAUGAACUCCACUAUCGUUCCGAAGGAAAAUUCAAAAAUUUACACCAAUGAAAAUGCGCAUGAAGAGAUAGGUUACAUAACCAGCAGCGUUUUUUCUCCCCUCCUACAGAAGCCAAUUGCUAUGGGUUACAUAAAGACGGAACACGCCGCUACUAAUAAUCUUAUAAAAGUAGAAUGCUUGAACAAGUUGGAAGUAGCUCAAAUUAGCAAAAUGCCAUUUGUCCCUCUGUCCAUAUAUAAGAUGUGA
Messenger RNA from Plasmodium knowlesi strain H, 1203 nucleotides. RefSeq names its product aminomethyltransferase, mitochondrial, putative. The coding region runs from base 1 to 1203 and encodes 400 amino acids. The transcript has 2 exons. Gene Ontology annotation, cellular component: mitochondrion. Lineage: Eukaryota; Apicomplexa; Aconoidasida; Haemosporida; Plasmodiidae. The record is from RefSeq and is a predicted model, not a curated record. Gene Ontology annotation, molecular function: aminomethyltransferase activity; protein binding. Gene Ontology annotation, biological process: glycine catabolic process.